AUGCUGCCGAUGCUGCUGAGAGAGCCGAGAGCCGAGAGCGGAGGCCUGCUGGAGGGGAACAGAGAGCGGAGCCAAAAGCUGAGGCAUGGUGGCUUAUCGGGCGAGAAUCGAGAGAGGAGAACUGAGAAUGGAAGCACUGCUGGAGUGGAGAAGGGUGAGAAAAGAGAGCGGAGCAGCACAGAGAACGGAGAUAUGGUGGCUUAUCAGCACGGUGGCGGGCUCAAUUUGGAUGAUUGCUUCCAGUGCCCAGAAGAUCAGUAUCCAAAUAACGACCAGGAUUUAUGUUUGUCAAAGCAUAGUGUUGGCCAAGUAGAAAAAUGCAGGAGCACUGAGCCUGCAUCAAUUUCUCAUAAAUAUGAUCAAGCUGGGGACUUCAUUGUUGGUGGUGUAAUUUCUCAGACCUUCGUUAUGUCUGAAAGGAUGUCAUUCAGGUAUCAUCCCAGCAAGGAUGAUUUGGUAGAACACAUAUUAUUGUCACAGAGCUACCAACACAUCAUGGCUGUGGUUUUUGCUGUAAAGGACAUUAAUAAAAAUCCCCAGAUCUUAACCAAUAUCACACUAGGCUUCAACAUUUACAAUAACUAUUUUCUUCCAAGAUAUACUUGUAUUGCUGCUAUGGAACUCCUCUCUACACCAAACAGAUUCAUCCCUAAUUAUAAGUGUCACAAUCAGAAGAAUCUGAUUGCUGUCAUAGGAGGACCAAGUUCUAUUGAAUUUCUUGAUAUGGCUACCAUUAUGACAGCUUACAAGUUUGUGCAGGUUGCAUAUAGUUCUGUCCCAGAGACCAGUAGCAUUACGCAAAGUCAUUUCUUUUACUGGAUGCUCCCAAAGGCCAGUCAUCAAUAUCAUGGACUUCUCCAGCUCUUUUUGCAUUUUGGCUGGACCUGGAUUGGGAUGUUGUACAUUAAUAUCGGCAACAUAGCUGAGAACUUGCUGAGGAAUGUUAUUCCCAUGUUUUCCAGAGGUGGGAUCUGUUUUGAAUUCAUAGAAAAAAUGUCAAGUGAAUUUCUCAGUGAGAAUGAGAAGACACUGCGUACAUCAUACAACAUUUUAAGUAUUGUUUCGAAGAGUACAGCUAAAAUAGUGAUGUUUCUGGGGGGAUUUCAGAGUAUGCUAAGUUUAAGGAUUUUGCUCAGAUUUUCAGAACAUAAUGAUACGCCAUGUAACCCCAAGGUUUGGUUUAUGACAGCAGAGGUAGACUUCUCAUCCCUUCCUUUCCAAAGAUAUUGGGAUCUUAAUUUCAUUCAUGGCUCUAUAACGCUUGCAGUACACUCAAAACAAGUGUCGGCUUUCCAGAAAUUUGUUCAGAUGAGGAGCCCGGUUUUAGAUGAGGAAGAUGGAUUACUAAUUCAGUUUUGGCAACAGAUCUUUAACUGUUUGCUCCACAUUUCCAUCACAGAUGAAGAGGAUGACAACAUCUGCACUGGGGAGGAGAAACUAGAGAUUCUCCCUGUAUCUUUGUUUGAAACCAGCAUGACUGCCCACAGCUACAGUAUCUACAAUGCUGUUUAUGCAAUUGCACAUGCUUUGCAUGCCAUGUAUUCUUUCCAAGGCCGACAAAGAAGAAUAAUGAGAGAGAAUUUCCUGAGUCAACAGUCAUGGAGGCUUCACCACUUUCUGCAAAGUAUAUCUUUUAAUAACAGUGUUGGAGAAAAAAUUUCUUUUGACCAAAAUGGUGAACUGCUGGCAGGACUUGACAUCAUAAACUGGAUCACUUUCUCAAACCAGACCUUUCUCAGAAAGACAGUUGGAAAGAUAGACCCAUCAGCAACCACUGACAAAUGUUUGAUUAUUGAUGAACAUAAUGUGGUUUGGCCCAGCUGGUUUAAUCAGGAACGUCCUGUUUCACUUUGUAAUGAGAAGUGCAAGCCAGGUUACCGCAAGACCAAGAUCGAAGGGCGAUCGUUUUGUUGCUAUAACUGCACUCGAUGCCCAGAGGGAAAGAUCACCAAUCAGAUAGAUCGAGAUGACUGUUUCCAGUGCCCAGAAGAUCAAUAUCCAAACAACAAGCAGGAUUUAUGCGUGCCAAAGGAUAUAAGUUACUUAAGUUAUGAAGAACCUUUGGGGAUCAGUUUAGUGACCUUGGCUCUUGUGCUUUCUUUUAUCACAAUAUUGGUGCUGGGAAUCUUCAGGAAGUAUCACAACACUCCAAUCAUCAAAGCCAACAACCGCAGCCUCUCCUAUACCCUCCUCCUCUCCCUCCUCCUCUCCUUUCUUUGCUCUCUACUUUUCAUUGGUCAACCCAUGAAGAUGACUUGUCUCCUUCGACAGACUUCUUUUGGGAUCAUCUUCACUGUGGCUGUUUCUUGUAUGUUAGCCAAAACUGUCACCGUGGUGUUUGCGUUCAUGGCCACCAAGCCAGGAUCAAGGAUGAGGACAUGGGUUGGGAAAAGCCUAGCCCUUUCCAUUGUUCUCUCCUGCUCCUUUAUUCAAUUUCUUCUUUGUACUGUGUGGUUAGCAACCUCACCCCCUUUCCCAGACAUGGAUAAGCACUCUUUCAUUUCUGAAAUUGUUGUGGAAUGCAAUGAAGGGUCAGAUAUCAUGUUUUAUAGUGUGCUAUCAUUUAUGGGUUUCCUGGCUAUAGUCAGUUUUAUUGCAGCUUUCCUUGCUAGGAAGUUACCAGACACUUUCCAGGAAACCAAAUCUAUCACAUUCAGCAUGCUGGUUUUUUGUAGUGUCUGGUUGUCCUUUGUCCCAGCCUACGUGAGCACCAAAGGCAAAUACAUGGUAGCUGUGGAGAUCUUCUCCCUCCUGGCCUCCAGCACUGGGCUUCUGGCUUGUGUCUUUUUCCCCAAAUGCUACAUUAUCGUCAUGAGGCCUCAUCUGAAUAAAAGGGAGCAUCUCAUAAAGAGAACUGUUUAAGCAAUCUUGCCUUUUGUUUUUGUCCAACAUGGGAAUAGCACAAUGAGAUAAAUCCCUUAAGGCAUCAAUUUUGAGAGGUACAUUAAAGGUCAGAUAGCCAAUUUUCAUGGUGCUUGGAACAGAUCCAGAGCAUCAGUCAAAGAUAUAACUAGUAUGUUAUAUAUAAUAGUUAUAUAACUAUCAUUUCUUUUAUGUACACUGAGAGCAU
Molecule: messenger RNA, 3070 nt
Organism: Pantherophis guttatus
Lineage: Eukaryota; Metazoa; Chordata; Lepidosauria; Squamata; Colubridae
Source: RefSeq, a predicted model, not a curated record